GUAGGUAAUGUUAUGUUGGUUAGGGGAUGGGACAGGACCAUUCUCUUGCUAGCCUCUACUAUAGUACUAUGCAAAGAAAACGCAUGACCGACUGUUCUAACUAGCCAUUUCUGCGAUAUUUUGGAGGUCACCCUGACUUCACCUUUCGGCACCUCUGACAUCCUGUGCGACUCCGGUCACGUGCGUGAGGGAAGCAGCUUUUGGAUGCAGGCUGCUUUCGGAGCCAGUUUUAGCCCUUCCAUGUCCUCCCCCAACACGAUCGCCAAGCUGGAUUUCCUGCAGAUGAAACACCUGAAGCGAAAGCGGAAGAGCAACUACAGCGUGAAGGAGACGCAGACUCUUAUCCGGGAGAUCCACAAACGCAAGGACAUCCUCUUUUCCAGGCAGCAGAACACGGCCAUCAAUGAGCUGAAGCGGCGGGCGUGGGACGAGGUGGCGGACUGCGUCAACGCGCUGGGCGAGGGCGAGCUGCGCACGGCCGCUGAGGUCAAGCGCAGGUACCUGGACUGGAGGGCGCUCAUGAAGCGCAAGCAGAUCCGAGCCGAGCUCUCGGGACUCAAAAGCGAGUAUAAUCCCUCGUCCCCGGACAAUGAGAACUCGCUGAGUGGGGACCAGUCGCUGGACCUGAGUGGGUUCCCCAAGGACUCGGCCUGCGACUGGCAGGACCUCUCGGACCUGGGCGAGCCCAGCAGUCACACCUCGUCCGGCAUCAAGAUGGAGGAUGAGGAGGCCAGCAGCUACAGGCUGGAGGGUGAGGGCGGGGAGGGGGAUGGAGAGGCUGAGGGUGAAGAGGAGGAUGAAGACUGUUUCCCGUCCAUCCUGCCGGACAUGGAGCGCGAGGGCCGUGUCCCGGAGGUGUUCGCCCACAUCGACGAGUUCGGUGUGCUGAGCUCCUCCAAGGCCGCGGGCGGCCGGGACCUGGGGCUGGGCGUGGCCGGGGCGGGCGUAACCGGGGGCGACAGCACGGGGCUGCUCAUCGCCCUGGAGAAGCAGCGGCUGGACCUGGAGAAGCACAGGCUGCAGGUGGAGACGGAGCGGCUGCAGGUGGAGAAGGAGCGCCUCCUGGUGGAGAAGGACAAGCUGCGGCAGGUGGACGUGGAGCACGAGCGGCUGCAGCUGGAGAAGGAGCGGCUGCAGGUGGAGCGGGAGCGCCUCAGGCUGCUCAUGUUCCAGGCGGAGCGGCCGCCCCCGCCCUCCUCCAUGGACUGCGAGAAGGACAGGAAGCCCUGGCCGCCCGCCGUCGACCUGGAGGCCGAGAAGCUGAAGCUGGAGAAGGAGAGGCUCCAGCUGGAGAAGGAGCGCCUGCAGUUCUUCAAGUUCGAGUCGGGCCGGCUGCAGAUCGAGAAAGAGCGCUUCCAGGUGGAGAAAGAGAGGCUACAGCUGCACAAGGACGGCCAGCAGAUGGCACUACACCAGGGGCACUAGCGUGUUCGGAGGAGACCUUUCUGAGAGACAGAGAUUUGAGAUUGCGGGGCGGGGGGGGGGCAGACAUAUCAGGACUGAAAGCUCAAGUGUGCGGUUGCCUUGAAAUUCAGAUGGUAAAAACGGAUCGCAGGAUUGGUCCGUAGAAGCCAGUGUGUGCAGGCGUGUUUUAUUUUUUUCACCCAAACCUUUGGUCAGUUCAGUUAGUAACUCAGAUGAUUAUGUGUGCAAAGUGUUCAGUCGUUUUAAGAGUCCUGGGGAAUAUCCAGGACACUGUCUGUCUAUCAACGGGUCUACCGACGAUAAUACAGAGGGGAGUCUUUGAAUAAUACAUACCUUAUUGUUUAUUUUCCUUUUCCGGCCCCUAUGUUGAGUGGACUGGAGGCCCAUUUCCCCUCCGAGGUGUGCUUUGAUAUUUAAGAAUCCUAUGGCAAUGAAUGCCUUGGUGCUGUACUUCGAUACAGCAUCAUUUUACUCUAACUGUACCAGUAGCAUCAGUGCUGUGUAAUGCACAUCACCCCAAAAAACGAUUACACCUCGGACAGUGCUGCCUCGUGUGUUGGUUUAGCUUUUUUCUAUGAAUUUUAUCUUCUAUCAGAGGAAUCAUCAAAUCACAGUCCUCAAGGUCCAAGAACUGCUGGUUUUUCCACCCUUUACCUGGGUGUGAAUACAGUCUGGCCAAUCAGUAGCACUAAUUGUUCAGCUAAUUUCAUGGGAGAAAGGACCAGAUUUGAUGAUUGCUGUUCCAUAAAAUCUAUAAAUCAGAUGAGUCGAAAUAAAAUCGUGUGACAGUUAGUGUUUGUGUAAAGUGCUAUCUGUACCGUAUAUACAGUAGGAAUUUUCCGGUCAGAUCUGUGCCAGUGGUAACACUGAAUGGGGUGCAUAUCCAGCAGCUUUUUGUGCUUACUGUAGAAGCUAUUGAGCAGAACACCGUGUCUCAUAUCAUUUGCAAAUUUUCAAAGUUUCUACAAUGUUCUACAAUCGUAUACAGUGGGGUGCAAAAAUGUCUGUUAGAAUGAUUGAAGGCAAGCCCGAACUCUAAAUGGUACAGUUAAACAUGAGACCUGCAAAUUUUGAGCAAGAUUGCUUUUUAUUUUUAUACAAUUUAUUUUAUUUUUUACAUUUUUUACCAAAAAAAGGGUCCUGUGCAAAAGUUAUUUUUAAACUGUGAAAUUAAAUAAAAAGUAAUCUUGCUUUAAAACUUGAAGAAAUGUGUCAUGUUUAAUGUUUAGUGGUUUGCUUCUGUUCACUUAUUCAUUGUAAAAGGCUUUUUGACCAGGGGUGCUAAAUCUUUGCGCACUACUGUACAUUAGUGGAGGUUUUUUCAGUGGCCUAAAAAAAGCCAAACAAAACAACACACCCCCUUGCUUAUUUAACAUUUCAUCCUGUUAUUGUGCCAAGUUCAUAAAAUCAAAUGUACACUAGCCAAUUACCAGGAGAUAUUCAGUAGCCUGAUUGCUAGGUGUUCAUCGCUUCUGUGUCCUUCAUAAAAUGCAACUGGAUCUACACCAGUUAGCACUGGUGCACUACACUUUCUCUUGUGCCAACAGCACAAAUGAAAAAAAAAAAAAAAAAAUGAAACCUGAGAUGUCCAGCUUGCUGGCAAGUUUAAACAUUUCCAGUCUGUUUAUUGUUUCAUGUUCGGUUUUCUUUUUUCUUCACAUAAAGACACUCCAUAUGAAGUCGUGGUUCAAACGUGAGACUUGGCAACAUGUAAUCGCUUUUUUUGUGCAACCAGAAGCCUCUGAUUCAAAUGUGGGUUCUUCUCCAAUAGCUAAUGAACACUGUGUCACACAUAGGCUGGGGAAAUUACACUUCCAGCUAUCAUUCACAAGAACAGGACAUGCCUAUGACACGCUCUUCAGCAGGGGGUGUUGCUGUCCAAAACAUGGAAGGGAGAUGAAUAGACUCCUUAAAAGAUGUUUCAAGAGGUUUGGGGACCAUUCGUGCCCAUUUGGCUGAGACUCAUCUGGCACCAGUGUUUUGUACUGUCAGCUCAGUUUAGUUUUUUUGGCAUUCUAGACUGCAAACAACUAGAUAUCUUUAUCAGUAACUAAAUAUGGGCACUGGAUAUCACGGUGUUCUGAAAAAAAAAAUUUGAUAUUGAGAUACUAGUGUUUUUCUUCUUCAUCGGUGAAACAGUGUCUUGGAGUAGGUUAAACCUGGAUUGAUUCUGGUUUCUUGUCCAUAGUACCGCAAGUGCAUUCUUUCAUUCAGUAUCAGAUCAUACAUGUGUACUCCAUGGUAUAAGCUGUUAUUUAGAGGAAGAGGAAAAUAGAUGGCAAUUGUGAAAAAUGCUAUUUACUGUUAACUAUGUAAUGUGUGUAGAAGAACCUAUUUAACGACGAAGCACAAAUGUAAGGUGUAAGUAGGGAGGUUGGGUUAGCAUCUUUAAAGCAGUUGUGAGAGUUUGUAGUUUUCCUUGGUCUCUGCUGAUGGACAUUACUGCUGCCUUCCUGUUACUGUACUGAAAAUCUGAUAUGCUGUCAAAAGAGAAGCCAGGAAUGAGAAUACUGCCUGUUUUGUUGUUGUGUAUUUUAUUAUACAGAAUAAAAAGCUCAAACUUAA
Messenger RNA from Conger conger (European conger), 3990 nucleotides. RefSeq names its product Myb/SANT-like DNA-binding domain containing 4 with coiled-coils (gene msantd4). The record is from RefSeq and is a predicted model, not a curated record. The coding region runs from base 205 to 1425 and encodes 406 amino acids. NCBI's taxonomy places the organism in Eukaryota, Metazoa, Chordata, Actinopteri, Anguilliformes, Congridae. The transcript is spliced from 3 exons.